CACCCGAGACCUGCACCGCAGGGCGCUAGCUCGGACCCCGCGGCUCCCCGCCCUCCGGGCAUCCCGGCCAGGCGAGAGCCGGAGCCGGAGCGCUCUGGGAAGCAUGAAGCAGGCCCUGGUGGAUGAUACUGAGGAUGUGUCUUUGGACUUCGGUAAUGAAGAGGAGCUGGCCUUUCGGAAAGCCAAGAUCAGGCACCCAUUGGCCACCUUUUUCCACCUAUUUUUCCGAGUAAGUGCCAUUGUCACCUAUGUGUGCUGUGACUGGUUCAGCAGAAGCUUCGUGGGCUGCUUUGUCACCGUGCUCCUCCUCCUGUCCUUUGACUUCUGGUCUGUGAAGAACGUAACUGGGAGACUCAUGGUGGGCCUCCGCUGGUGGAACCAGAUAGACGAAGAUGGGAAAAGCCACUGGAUUUUUGAAGCCAGAAAGGCCUCUCCGAACCAGACCGCCGCCACCGAGGCGGAAGCUCGCAUCUUCUGGCUCGGCCUCAUCAUCUGCCCGCUCAUUUGGAUUGUGUUCUUUUUUAGCACCUUAUUCUCCUUGAAGCUCAAGUGGCUGGCCCUUGUGAUAGCUGGGAUUUCUCUCCAAGCCGCAAACCUGUAUGGCUACAUCCUUUGUAAGAUGGGAGGCGAGAGUGACAUCAGCAAAGUCGCAGCCAGUUUUCUGUCCCAGACGGUGUUCCAGACGGCCAGCCCAGGUGACUUCCAGAAGCCUGGCCUUGAGGGGCUGGAGAUUCACAAGCAUUAGGAGCGGAGAAGAGUAUCAUGGACAAGAAGGUCCAGUUGAACGGAAUAAUCUAUUAUUUUCUUGGCAACGACAGUAAAGCCUGUUGCAGACCUGACUGCGUUUAUUUACUGCUGGAUUCACUCCAGAGGACACCCCUGCGCUCUCCUCAGUCUGGGUGCAGCAUGGCCUCCAGGUGACUGGGGUGGGCACUGCUGGAGAAGGGGCCAGGACCACGGCGGCUUCUCCAGAAAUCGGGUCUAUACCCCAGGCCGGCUCUAUGGGAAGCCGGGCAAGGCUCACGGAAGCAGCACGCAGGCUGCGGGGACUGCUGUGUGAAGCACAGUAAGGGUGACAUGACCUCGAGGGACAAGCUGGAUUCUAACGGCACCAGGGGUCUUGCCGGCUUUCGGAGGGAAAUGGGAAAGGCCACUGUGAGCCAAUGCGGCUUUUACCUGGGGACAGAAAAAACUGUGGAAUGCUUAUUUGUGAAUAGCAAAUGCCUGGGCCCCAGGUACAGCUUCUAACCCAGUUUCUGGAGGUCCACACUGAGGGCUGCUGGAGCGCCACGUACUGGGGAGCUGCUCUGGGAAACGGGUCCGGAGGCUGUGCCAGAGACAAACCUCCGACACGGCCGAGUCCGGUGCCAGCAGCCCCCAGGC
Enhydra lutris kenyoni (northern sea otter) is the source of this 1383-nucleotide messenger RNA. Its product is annotated as trans-golgi network vesicle protein 23 homolog A. Gene Ontology annotation, cellular component: Golgi membrane. Gene Ontology annotation, biological process: protein secretion; vesicle-mediated transport. Lineage: Eukaryota; Metazoa; Chordata; Mammalia; Carnivora; Mustelidae. The transcript is spliced from 8 exons. Bases 104 to 745 code for a protein of 213 amino acids. The record is from RefSeq and is a predicted model, not a curated record.